CCAGUCCUUUCCUUGCAACUUCGACCAUGUCCGAUAAAAUUCGAGAAUUCAUUGAAAUUCCUCAACAGUUUGUGAGGGAUGGAAACCAGUUCUUAACACGUUGCACAAAACCAUCUCAAAAAGAAUUCCUUCAAAUAUGCAGGGCGGUCGCAGUUGGUUUUGCUGUUAUUGGAUUCAUAGGGUACUUUGUGAAGCUCAUCCAUAUACCAAUCAAUAGCAUCCUUGUCGGCGGGGCGUAGCGCACAUUCUUCGUUCUUUUCUAUCUUAUACUUCUUUGUAUUAUGGUGCUGGUAUUGUUCUUACAACCAUCGACUACUAUCGCUUUGAACGGGCAUGUAUUCAUGCCCUGAAGGAUCAAAAUCACUGAUCCCGUCCG
Molecule: messenger RNA, 376 nt
Organism: Marasmius oreades (fairy-ring Marasmius)
Lineage: Eukaryota; Fungi; Basidiomycota; Agaricomycetes; Agaricales; Marasmiaceae
Exons: 5
Coding region: 27-239 (70 amino acids)
Biological process (GO): post-translational protein targeting to membrane, translocation; protein targeting
Cellular component (GO): Ssh1 translocon complex; membrane
Molecular function (GO): transmembrane protein transporter activity
Source: RefSeq, a predicted model, not a curated record